Monodelphis domestica (gray short-tailed opossum) is the source of this 5527-nucleotide messenger RNA. RefSeq names its product spindlin 1 (gene SPIN1). Lineage: Eukaryota; Metazoa; Chordata; Mammalia; Didelphimorphia; Didelphidae. Gene Ontology annotation, biological process: gamete generation. The record is from RefSeq and is a predicted model, not a curated record.
UAAAAGUACAGAGAGAGAUUUAUUAGUAAUGUUAACUUUUUUGGCCAGCAAGACAGCAUGAGUGGAAGAACCUGGGAGGUUGCUCCCAGAAUGCCUCCAUUCUGGGGUUUUAUAUUCUUCUACAGCAGUGAGGACUUGACUCUGGAGCAAGGGAUUGGGUUGGGGUUAGCCCGAGGGCAUGGGGUGGUUCUCAAGAUUUGGAGGAUGAAUGAAUGAGGCAUCUCUUUGUCCAUCUCAAUUCAAUGGAGCCAUCAAAGGAGGGCAAUCUCCAAGGUCAGGUGUUUGGGGCUGGGAAUCAGGAGGGCCUAAGGGAGCAGAGGAAUUUCCCUGAUAACAGAUUGCCUUUGCCCGAGUUUCUGGGGGGUGCAAUGCCCAAGCCAAAAGGGUUGAGACUUUGAGGUGGGAAAAUGCAAAUAAAGAGUCAGGUGGGAUAGUGAGGAAUGCGACUUGAAUGAUGGUCUACAGAGAUUCAGCCUCCCAGACCACAACCUAUCCAUUGGGAGAUAGAAAAGGGGCAGGGUUAGGGGAAAUCUGGAGUUCCCUUUUAGACAGGUUUUGGAUGUCUCCAGGGCGUCCAUUGGGAAUGGCCAACUGGCAUACUGGCCUGGAGGAAGGACUGCAACUCCGAGGAGAUACGGAGACAACCUAUACCCAAGUCAUAUAGAGAGGAGUCAUCUGCCUAGAAAUGGGAGUCCAAACCAGCGGAGCUGAUAGAUUAGCCCAGAGACUAGAGAGGGAGAAGAAAAUAAAAAGGACUUCUUGUUAGGCCGAUGCAGCGUUGGAGAAGACAGUAAAAGCGGUAGUCGUCAAAGAAAUGAUGGUUAACUCGUGGCGUUAUUUACUGCUCAAAUGCUUUCAGGAUCCGAUUGUUCUGUUAGAAAUAAAACUCACCCCCCCCUCCCCCCCCGCUUGAAGCGAACGGGUGAGAUUCCAAAAUUGUGGCGGAGAGGAGAGGAGAGGGAGCGCACGGCCAGGUGGAAAGAAAAGAAUGUUUUCGUGAGCAUUUCCGAAUGCAGUCGUUGGAAGGGUCUAUUUUAAUGGCAAUACCUGGUAGCUCAGAAGACCUGCUUCGGGAAUGAGCUCUCUUACCGAUGAAAAUCCUCUAAGAACGAAGUCUAAAUUGAGUGGAACAGAGCAGAUCUGCCGGCUGUCCAGCCACCGAGGUUCGGCGUUCUGCUGGUGCACGUCUUAAAUCUUCCCCAGUCCGUAACCGAAAUUACCUUUGUAUUCUGAUUUGGUGGGGAUUCCUAUGCAAACGAAACCAAACAAUGGAGCCCUGCAUCGGCUUCUUUUUAGUUUUGAAUUUGGAUUUAAAGAGAAAACAGUCAAUUGCCCUUGGAUUUUAGGAAAACCUCCCUUUAUAAUUCCUCCACCUCCCUAAAGAAAUGUAAAGCCCUGGAGCAUGAAUGACAUUCCUCCAGUUCUCCGCAGCGAUAUCACUCCUCCCCCAUCUCUUCCAGUUUCCCUCUAAUUCCUUCGGCCACUCCCUCCUCCCACCAGGUAGCAAGGGCAUGGAAGGGAAAAAAAAAAUCCUGCUGCUUUCUCUCUGCGGCUGCGCAGCUCAACCCAGGCCAGACUGGCGAGGCUGUUGGCUUCCGACGAUCUCCCUGUCGCAUUUCGAGUGUUAUAAUAUAAAGUAUUUCUUCUGAACUUGGAGAAGAAAUUCGCGCUUGGAUGGUGGAUUAACAAGAACGUUGAAAUUCAGGAGAAAAAAUUUACAAAGUACUGGAUUUUCACCCUAGUCUAGCAGCUUUGCUGCUCACUUAAACACAGAUGAAUGAAGACCCCAUUUGGAAAAACAGCAGGCCAGCGAUCCAGAGCUGAUGCAGGACAUGCAGGUGUAUCUGCCAGCAUGAUGAAGAAAAGGACUUCCCACAAAAAACACCGGAGCAACGUGGGGCCCAGCAAGCCCAUCUCGCAGCCCCGCAGGAACAUCGUGGGAUGCCGGAUCCAGCACGGCUGGAAGGAAGGCGGCGGGCCUGUGACGCAGUGGAAAGGGACCGUCCUGGACCAGGUGCCUGUCAACCCGUCCCUCUACCUGAUCAAGUACGACGGCUUCGACUGCGUCUACGGGCUGGAGCUGCACAAAGACGAGCGCGUCUCCGCCCUGGAAGUCCUUCCCGACAGAGUCGCAUCAUCUCGAAUCAGUGAUGCCCAUUUGGCAGAUACGAUGAUCGGAAAAGCGGUGGAACAUAUGUUUGAGACCGAGGACGGCUCAAAGGACGAGUGGAGGGGAAUGGUUUUAGCUAGAGCUCCAAUAAUGAACACGUGGUUUUAUAUUACCUACGAGAAAGACCCCGUCUUGUACAUGUACCAGCUUUUAGACGACUAUAAAGAAGGGGACCUCCGUAUCAUGCCAGAUUCUAAUGAUUCACCUCCAGCUGAACGGGAACCAGGAGAAGUGGUAGACAGCCUGGUCGGCAAACAAGUGGAAUAUGCCAAAGAAGAUGGCUCCAAAAGGACUGGCAUGGUCAUCCAUCAAGUAGAAGCCAAACCCUCUGUCUAUUUCAUCAAGUUUGAUGACGAUUUCCAUAUUUAUGUCUACGAUUUGGUGAAAACAUCCUAGAUGUCAUCGUGAACUUGGCCAAAUCUGUGGAACUAUCCAAUGUAAAAUUUGUAGACACAAAGACUUGACUGCUUUCCAGUUUAAUGAAAGCUUACAUGUCCCUGCGAACCCACAAUCUCUGCCAGCAAAACUGUUUUGUUCAGAAUAGUACAGAUUUAUGUGAACAUGACACGUUGUGCGUCGGGAGCGUCUCCCCUUGUAAGAAGUCCAUCUCUUUGGCAGGAGGGGAGCUAAAGAAAAGAACAGCUACCAAUUCAGGCUGUGGAAAAAGUUAAUCUAGUAUCCUAUUCAAUAACCUAAAAACAUAAUAGAUCGUAACCAUUUCUUCCCCUUCGAUCUUGUACUCACAUGCAAGUGUAGUUUGAUAUUUUUUAUAUUGCCUUCUGUAAUAUUAAAUAUGAUUUUUUGGCGAUUGGCAGUCCUUGUUGUGAGGGUUGGGGCAAGCUCAAAGAGAGGUCUAGAGAUUCUCCCAUUUCAUAGGAACGCCUGGCCGAAGCAGGAUCAGACUGUUUACUGUGUUUCUACUUCUUAUUUAAAGUUAACUUUUGUCAAAACGAGACGCACGUGGGAAUGCUCCGCGCGUGCAUUUUAGAAACUCAGUGGUCAUGCGCUGCAAGGGUUUGUUGAUGCACCUUUCACUCUGGAGGCUAGUCGGCCAGGGGAACAGUGGCAGGUGGAGCGCCCACGUUGCUGGGCGUAGCGACAGGCCGGUGCGUGUCCGAGGGCCGGCUGACCCGGCCUCCUGGUGCUGCACCGCGCGGCCACGUGCGAUCCUUGAGGACGCGUCUGGCCCCUUCUUUGACGUUGACAUUGGCAGCCUGAAUUUGGUAGUGCUCAGAAGGCGAAGAACACACCUGCUGUUGCCAGAAGUUCCUGGAACAACUCAGUUCUUUUUUGUUAGCCAUCCAGGUUUAGAGAGAGAAGCAUGUUCUGCCUUCUUACAGGUUCUCUGGGAUUCCCUUUAUUUUGAUUACUCUUCUUGUUAUUUUUAUUACUGUUCUAAUUAUGGUCCAAGAAGGCAUUUAUUCACAUUUCCUUUCUGGCUUCUGUCCCCCCAAGGAGUGUCCCAACAAAUAGCCUGCAGCUUCCCUCUGGUGUAGCCUUCUGUGGUGGUGUGUGUCCUCGCUUCGGGUCUGCGAGUGGGAAGUCCAUUCCGUGGGCACGAGGACGCGGCCGCCAGUCUCGGCGCCCAGAGCCGCAGCCGACUCCUCCCCCGAUGCUCCCCAUCGGAAAGGCGGUCGGCUUGGCCCACGGAGAGCCGGUGUUUGGGGGGGCGCCCAGGCUUCCCCGCUUGCCCCCCGCUUGGCCUUAAGGCUCGUGUGGUCCCGCCCCCGGGCAGCCCCAAGCCCCGAGUCCUCCGUGUUCCCGUGUCCCUGACGGUGAGCAGAUUUGCGGCGCUUCUCGCCCUGCAGACCUGUCGAGCGUUUUCUAUUGACUCUUGCGAGUCCUGCAUGUAAAUCUCAAAGCUGAGCCUGGCUCCGUGAGCCCACGCUGGCGCUGGUGGCGCAAGAGCGAGUGCGCGUGUCCCGUGUCCACACCCAGGGAACCCCGCGGCCCGAGCUGGGGGCCGUCCAUCGGAGACAAAGCGGCCGCUGUGGAGUGGCCUGCCCGGAGGCUUUCCUGCAAGCCGCUUUACUGUCCACAGCGUCCGCCAUCUCGGGAGGACCAGCCAGACCAAAUGAGGGUUCGGUUUUAAACAAUCGUCCCGCUUGUCGCUUUGGGGGUUCGGGUGGGGCCGUCUCCCCCUUUGGUAGCUGACACCACUUGAUGGAGGCUGGAAGCCAUCCCGCUCCUGCCCAGCUGCUCUGGGCCUCGUUUCAGGCUCAUGUUUCAGAUCUGCAUGCAGUGCUUGCGUUACCCCGGUAACCAACAUGUUGGUUCCUUGUUCUAGGAGUGCAGCAUCCCUUUCCAAGACGAUCAUGGGGCUUGUGUCCGCACAGGCCGCGGAUCUGUGUAUAAACUACCGGCCUUUCUCAUGUACCUGCUGUAGUAUUGUUGUAUUGUGUGUGUGAUAUCAGGCUGCCAUGUACAACUCCAGAAUCAAAUGCAGACCAUCCUUUUUUGCAUGCUUAGACGUAGAAUGUUCAGCGUAACAGACAAAGUUGCAUGUUAAAAUGUUUAGGUUUUUUGUUUUCUUUUUUUAAUUCUGUUUUUCGUUUUGUGUGAAUUUGCUUCCUGUGCUGUUUGAAUGGUUGUUAGUAGGAUCAAAGCACUGGUGAGGCGAGCAUAGUGCCAACGAAGGUGAUUUCCAGUUGUAUGUGUCCUACAGCAUUUGAAGGGACCACGCGUUGUCGGACGUACACACGCAGGAGUCACGGUGACACCGACACAGCCUACUUCAGCCUUUCUUUUGUGUGCCAAACCCUACCGUGCACUGGAGAGUCGCUUUUGUUUCUGAUAAAGCCAUGGAUGUGCUGGCAAAGCCACUUGGCUGCCAUGGGCGGCAGCGCCCCCAGGCCUUCCUGAGGUCCUCUUCCUUAGCAAGGAGGGUUCUCCUAAGGCACAACCAUGUCAGUGACUUCAGGGAAAACAAUUAUGAUUCAAGCAGUUUUGUGGUUCCUUGGAAAUGCUGUGCUUUUUGUACUUUACAUCAGUAGUGCGGUUCGGAUCGUUCUAGGUAUGUGUAUAGUUCAGAGGUCUUCGUGUUCACAUUUAAAAUUAGGUCAAUGACUUCAUCUUUGGAGCUUGGUUUCAUUUUUUGAUUUCAUUUUAUUUUGAACAAUGUAGACAGUUCCCUGUUCUCUGCAUUUAGAAGUAUAAACACUUUAAAUCUGUUACUUAAUUCUGUAAGUAAUUUUUAUAAUUAUGAUGUAACUCUAUCCUUAAAACAUUUAAAAUAAACCCUUUAUGUGCAACUUAUGACUGUAAAUUUUGUUCUCAUGAGCAAAAUGUGACAUUAAAACUGUGAAGAUAGUUUCUUCAAUUAUUGUAAUUAAAGUACAACUUGGUUUUAAUAUGGAA